Rubroshorea leprosula is the source of this 1580-nucleotide messenger RNA. NCBI's taxonomy places the organism in Eukaryota, Viridiplantae, Streptophyta, Magnoliopsida, Malvales, Dipterocarpaceae. The record is from the annotation of a GenBank genome assembly.
UGGUGCCAGAGAAGGACGCAAAAGCCAUCAUUGCAAAACCAAAUUUUAGCAAAAUAUUAUAGGAAUUAAGAGACAGAUAUCAUGGGGAGAUCUCCUUGUUGUGAUGAAAAUGGCCUCAAGAAAGGCCCCUGGACUCCUGAAGAAGAUCAAAAGCUUGUGCAGUACAUUCAGAAACAUGGCCAUGGAAGCUGGAGAGCCCUUCCUAAACUUGCAGGUCUCAAUCGAUGUGGGAAAAGCUGUAGGUUAAGGUGGACGAAUUACCUAAGACCAGAUAUCAAAAGGGGAAAGUUUUCUUCAGAUGAAGAACAAACAAUUCUUCAUCUUCAUUCCAUCCUCGGAAACAAAUGGUCUGCAAUUGCAACACACCUACCAGGGCGCACAGAUAAUGAAAUCAAGAACUUCUGGAACACCCAUUUGAAGAAGAAGCUUAUCCAGAUGGGUAUAGACCCAAUGACCCAUCAACCAAGAACUGACAUUUUUGCUUGUUUACCCCAACUCAUAGCCCUAGCCAACCUUAGAGACCUGGUGGAGAAGAACCAAUACCCUUUGGAUGAACAUGCUGUCCGGUUACAGACGGAAGCUCUUCAGUUAGCUAAGUUUCAGUACUUACAACAGUACCUCGCCCUAGCUGCUACUUCAGCGAGCAACAAUAACUCUAUUAUGGAUGCGGAAGCUUUGAAUCUAUUGAACUCUUGGGGUCCAAGUAAUUCUGUCCUAAACUCAUCAGAAGUAAUUGAGAUUAAUCCAUUUAGAAAUGGAGAUGCUACCUCUCAACCACUCCACAAUCCAAGUCUAUUAGACCCACCACAGGCCGCUUUCAAUUUCCAAAUGUCUUUGAAUAGUGACAGGAUAGGCCAGCACUGCUCUAGUUUUACAGAUCAUCAGCAAACUGAUUCCCCCUCAUGUCUUCUUCCAUCGCCGUUGUCUGUUCUUCCGGUGACAGAGACAUCCAUUAGCAAUCCGGCCGGGGAUGCAAGCAGCACUUCUAGCUACAACGGUAGCGCUUCUCCGUACUGGCCAGAGCUUUAUUUUGAUCAGGACGCUAUCUUGCAAGAGAUUUAAUUCCUGGGUGUUGCCUAGCUAUACUUUGUGUUUAAAUUAAAGUUAAAAUAUAUGGAUACCAUUGGCAUCUCAUGUGGCAUAUAUGUAUAUGACAUGUCCAAUACAUAUACAUAUAUGCACAUAGAGGACAUACGUGCAUAAAUUUAAAGGAGUGUAUGCAUGAUAGUGAUACAUGCAUAUUCUGCACAUAAUUUUGGGGGAAUCAUUGUCCUGGUAAAUUUGUUUCUUUUUCCUCUUUCCAGUAUGAAUAGAAUAUUAACUAUGAUUUUACCAGCAAAAGAAAACACACAUGCAUACAAAUUGAUAAGUGGAUACAUUAGUGCAACAAAAUGUGCUCUUUCACGAUGGAUCGAUCGGAACCCAAAGCAAGUGCGGAGCUGAUUAUGUAAAAGGGUGGGAGUGUUAGGACUUAGUGUUAAAUCUUGCAAGGUUGUAAGUUUGUGUUUUAUGUGAUUUCUUGUGCUUAUGUAUACGAAACUACUAAAUGUAAUAUGUAUAAAUAGAUAAGAAUACCUCUU